AUGUCCAAGCUACUUUCCCGAUUCGGCGGCUCCAAGAAGGAUCUGACCAGUCAGGAGCUCAAGUGCGCCAUCCGCCUGCUAGACGAUGACGAUGUGCUGCACACUACUUUUCAGCGCGAACACAAGGGCCAGUAUCUACUUGAUUACGUCUUCAAGUCGUUGAACCUGCUGGAGAAGGACUACUUUGGCCUGCGCUACGUGGACGAGGGCAACGUCCAAACUCGAUACUGGCUCGAUCCGACGCGUUCGAUUGUGAAGCAGGUGAAGAGCCUGAAUCCGAUCAUCUUCUGCUUUCGCGUCAAGUUCUAUCCCGCAGAUCCGCAUCAGCUGAAGGAGGAGAUCUCCCGUUACUAUCUCUACCUGCAGCUUCGUCGAGACCUUCUCAACCGACGGCUCUACUGCCUGCCCGCCGAUGCCACCUACCUGAUUGCCUGCGUCAUUCAGUCUGAACUGGGCGACUACGACCCGGAGGAGCACAAGGGCAACUACAUCGCCGACCUGAAGCUGAUUCCCAGCCAGAAUGAGAAGAUCGAGAUGGAGGCCAUAGAGAUUCACCAGAAUGAGCUGCGCAACCAGACGCCGGCCGAGGCGGAGUUGCACUUUCUGGAGCGCGCCUCCAAGCUGGAGACCUACGGCAUUGACCCGCACCAGGUGAAGGACCAGCAGAAGAAUGCCCUUUUCAUUGGCAUUAACUACUCAGGCAUUCUGGCCUUUCAGAGCAACCGCAAGAAGAAAAACCUCAUCGGCUUUCGCUGCAACAACGCCGCCGCCUGCACCAACCUGUGGCGAUGUGCCGUCGAGCAGCGCUACUUCUUCACGAUGAACUCCUCGCUGGAGAUUCCCAGCGUCACCACCGGCGGCACGGGCUUCCUCUUUGCCAAGCAGUGCAAACUUCGAUACAGUGGACGUGUGGAACGGGAGAUUAUAGAGGACAUGAAGAAGGUGAACGCUUCCGGUGGUUCAUCCGCCGCCGGCAGCGUCUCGACGAUCAACCGCCGCCACUCGAUCAACUCUAACGUGCCACUGUCGAUGCGCUCCAUUGGCCGCUCGAACACCGCCCCACUGCCCAACAAUGAGUCGCCCGACUUUAACUCGAGCAUCUACCAGGACAAGAGUAAGCAUUUGUUGUUUGGUGUGUAA
Molecule: messenger RNA, 1140 nt
Organism: Rhagoletis zephyria (snowberry fruit fly)
Lineage: Eukaryota; Metazoa; Arthropoda; Insecta; Diptera; Tephritidae
Source: RefSeq, a predicted model, not a curated record